This is a messenger RNA of Topomyia yanbarensis, 1589 nucleotides long. RefSeq names its product partitioning defective 6 homolog beta (gene par-6). The coding region runs from base 443 to 1387 and encodes 314 amino acids. The record is from RefSeq and is a predicted model, not a curated record. Gene Ontology annotation, biological process: centrosome cycle. The transcript has 5 exons. Gene Ontology annotation, molecular function: protein binding. NCBI's taxonomy places the organism in Eukaryota, Metazoa, Arthropoda, Insecta, Diptera, Culicidae.
UUCUAUGUCACGAAUGUGAGUGGUGCUGAAAAAACGAGUAACGCAUAUUUUUGAGUUUUUAUCACUACAUUGAAAAAAAAUUAGUUCACGUUUAAUACAUGUUAAAAGUUAUAAAUUUUACAUUAUUAUUUGCGAAAAUUUUGAUUAGAAGACACGGAUUGGCCAGGGUAAAAUUGUUGAUUAAAUCGAGAAAAAGUGAAUAGUUUAUUUUCGUUCCGCUUCUUUUAUAACUUUGCUGACGGAACUCCGUCAUCAUCAUCAUUAACAGCAACAAGAGAAAAAGUGCAUGCAACGGAAAAGAAGUUGGGCGAUUCACUGCAGUGAACAUUUUCCCCAUAAAGGAAAUUCGAGUGGAAAAGUGAUAAGUGGAGUAUUCGCUUGCAUAAAUUAUUCGUUUCAUUUAAUUCAGCGGCACACAGAGCCUUUGUAGAUGAAUUAGAUAAUGUCGAAGAAUAAAAUAGCGAGUUCUAAACUCGAAAGUGACCACAUUGAAAUAAAGUCAAAGUUUGACGCCGAAUUCCGACGAUGGUCUUUGAAAAGAUCCGAACAUCACAGCUUUGAAGAGUUUCAAUCGCUAAUUGAACGCCUGCACAAAUUAGAUCGUUCUCAGCUAUUAGUGUCUUACAUUGACCCACGGGAUAACGAUUUGCUGCCUAUCAAUAAUGACGAUAAUUUUGGACGAGCCCUUACAACUGCUCGUCCGCUGUUGCGGGUCAUUAUCCAACGAAAAGGGGACAGUAUAGAGGAAAUCACCGGCUAUGGCACUAUGAGACCAAGAAACUUGAUCAGUAGCAUCCUCGGGCAGACUCCAGUAAAAUCCAAGAGCUUAGCUAUUUCCAAUCCUCAUGACUUUCGACAGGUCUCCGCCAUUAUUGAUGUUGACAUUGUGCCGGAGACUUGCAGACGGGUUCGAUUAUUGAAGCAUGGUAGUGAUAAACCUCUUGGGUUUUACAUCCGGGAUGGCACUUCGGUCCGUGUGACAGCAAAUGGCUUAGAGAAACAGCCGGGAAUAUUUAUCUCCCGUCUAGUUCCGGGCGGUUUGGCCGAAAGUACAGGACUACUGGCAGUAAAUGAUGAGGUACUGGAGGUGAAUGGCAUUGAGGUGAAUGGUAAAACUCUAGACCAGGUUACAGACAUGAUGGUGGCCAACAGUUCUAAUUUAAUUAUCACUGUAAAGCCUGCCAAUCAAAGAACGCUAGCCCCUCCGCGACGUGGAUCGUUCUCCCGUAAUAGUCAGCUUUCGGGCGGUUCUCAUCAAUCACAACAUACUACUGGAUCGGAAGAGAACGAUCAGGAUGAUCAAGACGAAAUUCGAGAUCUUACCGGUGCAGCUACUUUGGAGGAGAAUGUUCUUAUUACGCAAAAGGAUGGUGUGUUGCAUCUUUAGAACAGAACAGUUUGAUUUGUGUGUAGUAUGUGUGUGAGUUAGUGUGGACAACUAAGUUACAAGGUUCAUUAUGCAUUUCAGUAAAUAGCUCCCCAAAUCAAUGAGAGCAUGCUGGGGCGCUUUUCAUGAUGCACAAUCGAAAGAAGUUUUUGCCACACAGAUAAAAUAACGAGAUACAGAUACAGUGUCGUUUUAAGCUUAU